AUGGGGAGCAGAAAAGAACUGUCAAAAGACCUGCGUAACAAGGUAAUGGAACUUUAUAAAGAUACAAAAGGAUAUAAAAAGAUAUCCAAAGCAUUGAAUAUGCCAGUCAGUACUGUGCAAUCUCAUAUUAAAAAGCAGAAAAUUCAGAAAUCUCUUAUUAGCAAACCCAGGUCAUGUAGAUCAAGAAAAAUUGAAGCUACAACUGCCAGAAGACUUUUUCUUGAUACAAAGAAAAAUUCACAAGUAACCUCAGGAGAAAUACAGGCUGCUCUGGUGUGGUUGUUUCAAGGAGCACAAUACAACAAUACUUGAACAAAAAUUA
Messenger RNA from Staurois parvus, 322 nucleotides. The record is from the annotation of a GenBank genome assembly. NCBI's taxonomy places the organism in Eukaryota, Metazoa, Chordata, Amphibia, Anura, Ranidae.